AUUUUGCACGUUGUUGGCUCACCUACAGAUGACUAUAACUUCACUUUGAAUAUUUUCUACGUUGCUCACUUCGAUGAUGACUUAGGAUCUGGAACGUAUUCCUUCAGCUACGCCGUAGUUCGACCGGACAGCACCUGGUCGUUUGUGCAAAAACUGUCCGACAUUGUAGACGUUGAAAAAGUAGAGGAAAGAGAAAACAAAGUGGAGAAGAUGGAGACGUUAGCCGCCUUACAACACAUAAAAUCUGUCAUCAAACCUGAUCUGGCUUUUGUGCACUUUUAUUGCCUGAAAGGAAUAACAACUUACUGGUGAGAAGUAGUUUUUAUUUUAUUCAUAGAAAUAAGAAUGAUUUUUAAUAGUCCUUGUAAACAACAUUUCAUAACUGAGCGGUAAACGGAGCACGCAUUGACUGGACAAGCGGUGGAGAAGUUACCACUACUGAUAGCUAUCAAUGUUGGAGCUGCAAACACAGGCGCCUAUCAUUGCUCCAAGGGGUUGCUGACGUUUCGCGAGAGAGACGCUUGCGUUUGGUCCAAAAAAUUCCAUACUAAUGAUAGAAGUAUAUCUACCAGAAAUCUGUUCAGGAACUGGCUGACGUACCCGGUGGAGGGGGGAGGGGUUGGUAAUUGGGUUAAUGUUUGCUGGGGAUAUGCCGCUGGCCUCUCAGGGCCUCUAUCUCAUUAUAGUCUAUUUUUUGGCCAAAUAUAGACCAUAUCUUAAUUAAUCACUUUUUGGAAAAUGUAAUUUUUGCGACCCCAACUUAGUCAUUUUCUAUUUAUGCAUCUACCUCAUCAACGUGGUUUCAAGCGGCCGAAUGUAAUGCGGUCAAUGCGAGCUUAUUGUUAAAUUUGUGAAACAACAACUUUCUGAUUUUUUUAACCGAGAAUCUUCCCAUUUUGAAUCUCUACUUACCCCAAAAUCCGAAGAUUUGCAACCCCAUCCAGCGGCACAUCCCCAUUAGCCUCUCGUAAGGGAUUCUCCCCCCCCCCCCCCCCGGGCUGACGUAGUAAUUAUACUCUUUUAGCUAUUUUUCACAAAUGCAGACAGGCAUAUUGUCACACAGAUCAAAUAUACAAAGCUAUAGGUCUACAAAGAAACACUGUCUCGUAUUUACCAGAGAAAAACGCCACACGCAAUCAGAAGAAUAGAACAAACACUUUGGCUCGCCCAGCGGGUCUACUCGGUCAAGGCUGAAGGAAUAUGUGCGAGCACUGUUGCUCGAGCAAAGGGUUAAACGUUUUUUUCUCAUAUAAACGCUCGAGUUAGGGUUAAAGUUGAGUACGGGGGGGGAACUUUAGGAAUUUUUGAGUGGAGAUGUUCCGCUGGGAUCUUGGAACCCUGGAACCCUUAGAGUAUAACAGAGCUGUAGUUCAGCUGAACUUCACUACCAUAUACUAGACUAAAACUCUCCAAAUCCCCUACCCUCAACCCCCUCCCAUCCUCCCCCCCCCCCGCAUCGUAGAGUAGCUUUUAGGCUGAGUUGCGUCAGUUUAAACUUUCCGAUUUAAUUGCCAACGAGCCAUCCGAGCGAAAGACGCUCGGAUGACGAGGCGGCAGCAGAAUAGAGCCGCGCAAGCAUGGGUUGAGAGGCAGAAAAAUUCUCGAUCGAGCGGAAAAAUGUGUAACCUGAUGUAAUGUAGAUUCCCCUGAGACCAAGUGGUCAGUUGUCAACCAACCAAAAAGGCAGUACCUAUCGCACGGGCUAAAGUUGAAUGUGGCACGCUUUUUAAAAUACCAAAUUUCACACAAUUCCCGCCGUCUCGACGUCCUGUGUUUAUUUACCAAAAUUUAUUUGUCAAACCUGGCCACUGUAGUCAAGAAACAUGAGUAGUUGAUAUACUGUAUUAAUUUUAGGGGCCAUAAUGUUAAGUUUUAACAAAGAGAAGUUUGUAAAACAGCAAAAGUAUUCCAUAUGCAACACGCAAUAUUCUCACCACUAAACAGGAUCAGAUUACACGAGGAGAUAAGGAAAGCUUGACACGAAGAAUACAGUAGACUUGCUACAAGUCGACCUCUUGGUGAGCGGAGCGAGCCUUGUUUGGCCGCGAAGUGGCCGACCGCGAGCGACGAAGUGGCGCGCCAUAUGAAGAUCCGACGAAGGACUUUUUUGAAAGUGUAAGAAGACAGUCGCUUCUGUUGGAAAACCUGGUGUUGGGGAAAAAGUUUAACCAGCAAACUAAAAAAAAUGAGAAUAAAAGCGAAUUCCAAGCCUAAAGCGAUCGACAAAGGAAAAGAAAACAAAGCAUUUUUUUCAAAACCUGGCCGAGUUUAUAAAGCAAUGAAAAAAAAUACCGACGUGCGGUACAUCGCAUGUCCUAGGAAACAUUUCAAAUAGCGCAGCGAAUCAUUCUAAGUUUCAGUCGGGUAACAAAAAGCCUCGGGAAAUUUGAAAGGAGGUUUAAAUGAUUAAACUGUGCAAAUAUUUAUCUACGAUGUGAAACCUAACCGACAGUAGAUCAUGUAGCUGGACUUAAUAAUAUGGCCUAUCGCUUCCUCUGCAAAGCUGAUUUUAUUUUUUCAAAAAAGAUUCCUCAUGACACUUCACCCUUUUACAUAGCAGGUUUGUAAAGCCACUAGCCUGCGUGCAGACGAUCACCAGACUGAAUCUGAGAAUUGACUCCCCUCUGGAACCUCAUAAAGUAAUUACAUGCAUAACACCUUUUCAAGAAAAUAAUCCUUACAACAAGAAUGGCCCAAGAAACGGUCAAAUGGGGAAAAAAAGUAAUUUUCUUCCAAAGCAAAAUACGCAUGAUUCGCUCGUUGGCACUCUAUCGAUAGGUAUAGUUUAUAUUUUUGAGCGGCAAUUCCAGGUUUUCGUAGUCUAGACUAAAAUCUUGAAUCAAUUGAUCAGAUUCCUAGAAAACCAGGGGAAAACGAUACCCAGUUCUAGACCCAAACUCUCUGAUUUAUAUACCCUGUCCCAGAAUAAACUGCUUGAAAACCAUACCUUUCACAGCGUCACAUACCUAUAUAGCCCAUAUAUGGUGGCAGUACCCCCAGUAGUCGGCUGGGAGGGUGACCCUUCCACCUGGGAGAGGUUUUCUCCACACAAAUGGAGUCUUACCUAAGUGAGGUUGUUUUGUCGCUGAUUCCUAUGAUUUUUUUUUUUUUUUUUUCUCAUCAAAGGGCUCUUUUCGAAGCGUUGGAUGUUCCUCUGGUGGGUGGAUCAGCAGAAUCGCGAUACCUCAGCAUGGACAAACUAAAGACACGGGGUGUUUUGCAAGCCUACCACGAUGUCUCCUGUGCUGAGGGAUUGGUUCUUAACAAGGGUACUUUAAUUACUGUUGAUUAAAAAUGGGAAUGGUGUGGUAUUCGAUGGUAGGCUUUUUAAGGGGCUAUGUCGCCAGGAGUUUGCUGUUUUAGGUUAAUUAUGUGCUGUAGUCAUUGCUCAUACGCAAAAUGCUCUUGCAGGGUGAUAGAGAAGACAUCAAAAAUUUUUUUAUAGGAGCACUUACCGUUAUAUUUUUACAGUGAGUUUUACAGGUAUAGCGUUAAAACAUGGGGAAUUUGGCUCAGUCCAUACCCCUCCUUACCAUCUGGCCGUAGCAACGAUGCCUAAAUGAAGUCUUCAAUAAUACAUCUGGGGCCUGUUUCUCGAAAGUCGCGAUAAUCAACGCGCUCUAAAGCUGUUGUUGUUUACAUGCAAGAUAGAGAUUUCAACAGUUUUGCACCUAACAUGAUAAAACUAUUAGCUAAUUAGACAAAAAGGAGCAGUUUGCUAGCCAGGACCAGCGCACUUAUUCUUUAUAUUUCUAUUUGAAAAUUUGAUUUCGGGCCCGAAACGUUACCAGGACUUUUGAGAAACGGGCCCCUGGACCGUUAUUUCUGGAAUUUAAUUGAUGCGAAAAUAUUUUUUAGCUUUUUAAAAGAUAACAAUGCAAAUACUGAGUGUGACUCAAGUCGGCAUGGGUAGCCUGUGAGCAAGCUAUCUUGAGCGGGAGAUGACUCGGGCGGUCGAUUUUGCUUAAAGUAUUGACAGCGUUCAUUGUAUUUGUUUGAUCACAGGGGAUCCUAUACCAAAUGAGCACAUCCAGUAUCCGUGUGUUGUCAAGGCAAGCAAAGGAGAGGAUACCAGAGCAGUGCGACUAGUAAAGGACCAGCAGUCGUUAGAUACAGCUAUUGAGCAUGCGCUGACUUUUUCGAACCAAGUAAUCAUUGAAAGGUAGGUUGGAGCAUCGAAAAGGAUGUCCAGUAUGAUAGAUGUAUGAGCCAAAGAAUUAAUCACCGCCGAGUAAAAUCGUCAUACUGAUGACCUGAAAAACAACAUGAACAACAUGCUCUUUUCAAAAGAGCGUUGUCGUGAAGGCACCCGUUAAUAGGGAAUCAUACCGUGUAUAAUAGCUCACGAUCGACAUAUUAAAAUUCUAACAUGCACCCGAGGCUUUCUCGUCAUAUUUCUGUACAGUUCUGGAAAUUGCGAGACAGCGGAGUCGUAAAAAAAUUUCAAUUUUUUCCCUAAAGCCUAGGAGUCGAGUAAGAAUUUUGAUAUAUCAAACGUGGGCUAUUACGAACCUACAACGGCGACGCCAAUGAUAACGUCACGACAAAUUCUCUCUUGGUCGCGAAAAAAUAGACUUCGCAUCCUUUCUGCGUAGCAGGAGAAGGCGCCGGUCAUGUUUGUUUUUUUCCUUCGCCCUAAAAAAAACGGCGCCUACCAGGAGCCCGUGAUAUGGGCUCCUAGCGCCUGCUACGCGGCCAAACUUUUUCGUGAUUAUUUUAAGUCACCCAGUUAGUUAAAAGAAGGGGAAUAAAAUGAAGCUGAGGGGAGGUCUUGUUGUUUUGCUUAUUUAACCUAUUGCUUUUAUGUCGUUCCCGUUACCUUCGCCGACGCAGUUUCCCAAGGAACCUUUUGAACCCGGCGGUUGCAAUUAGCUGUUUAAACACGGUGAUAAAAGGAGGCGUAUAAGCUAGUUAACCAAUAUGGACACAAAGAUUUGCCUAUGCGCUAUUAGCCUGCGUAGCUGGCGGUAGUGUGUGGGUGCCAGAUUAAAGUUUUGGCGGCGGAGCCGUGUUCCAAAAAAAGGGACUGGGGACGAGGCGGUUGAAAUACCACCUGCCAGAAAACCCCGGUAUUUUGAAUAGUCCGCACACAAGUGUGCGGAGAAACGGAUUGGUCGAGGACCAUAUAUAUGUCAAUCAUGUUAUAAUUAGAUGAUCCUUCGCAUAUAUUUCCCAAUUAAGGGAGCAGAUGGCAAACUGGAGAAGACGGAAGUGAUUGUGGUUUAAAAAGAGCAUAAUUGAUGACCAAAUUGCCGAAAUGGCGUCUUUAAACUUCACAGCGCUGGAAUUGUCUUUAUUUAGCCGUAAGAAACAAAGGUCAAAGAAAAUUAAAACACUUUACAACUGCAUCUGAGAUGAAAUCCUAUCAGGAACACCUACAGAAGAAUAAACCACAGGAAAUGGUUACUCGGUAUGCAUGUAACAAACCAGCUUCAUGACCUUUUAAUGUUAAGCCUAGUGUGGCAAAAAAAGAUUUAAUCAGUCAAAGUUUAGAAUGAUACACGCACUGUGUAGUGCUAGUAACCUUUGCGCGAGAGCCGAGAAAAUAGAAAAACCUCUGUUCAAGUAAACUCAUAAGGUCACGUUUCACAUUAUCACGAGCUUAGGAGUCCUGUUUAGUUUGUCAACGCUUAUUUCUAACCUGUCUCGCGCGAAAAUAAUCGGAAGUUUCAAAUUGCAGGUUUCUCUUUGAUUGGCUGAUUUAAUUGGGAUCAGCUAAGGUGACAAAAAUGGGCGGCAUUCGAAAAAUCAUGGUUCUCUGGCAGGCGGUAUUUCUCGCGGCUUCGCCGCUCGUCACGGCUCCACCGUCAAACCUCACUCAACUGUAUUACUAACAACGGCUCCGCCGCCAAAGCUCACUCAACUAUAUUACUAACAACGGCUCCGCCGUCAAACCUCACUCAACUAGGGAACUUGAGAUAGAGACGUUUUCGAGGCGACGGCAACUUCAACCGGACGUGACAUCAUCAUCUGUUGGAUAUUGCGCAUGCUUGGGCUCACCACCUUGCCGUCGUGGUCCCGUCGGCGACGUGAAACUGGUCUGUUUGGCGUUGUGGCGAAAACGUGAGUAUUUAACUUUCAUUUCAAUCAGGUUUGUUGCGUUUAGCAACCAACAUUUUGCAGAUUAUCGUUCUUAAAUUGUCCUUGUUUUCUUUGAGGCACAUUUCAAGCUCGAUUUCCAAGCUCUGUUAUCUAAACUUACAUCUUUGAAUGUUUCUAUGUUUUCAUGUCACAGGGUCAAGAUCCAACUUGGCAAACAGCCAACCGUAAGUGAGCUUGACAUGGGACAAUACCAAACUAAGAAUACGGUUCCUUGCUAGCAUUUUAAUGUUCCUGUAAUUUGCAAGGCUUCGGCAAGCCUGUGGAGAUCAGUUUUUUUCAACACGAAAUUCUGCCUUGAACUCAGCUGCAUCCCGCACGUUUUUUAGCGUGAACGGAUCGUAACUGUCCCGAGGAAAAUCGGGAUUUUUGGACUCAUAAUUUUCCCACAAAACGAGAAACUCUUCAUCCGAUACAUGUUGUCUGCAUAGCAAAUAUUUAUUCUCUUAAUUCUUUACGUGAAGCCAUAUUUUCCUCUUCGGUAUUCUUCUAAUGAAAGGUGCCGUCCUUCUGAGUUCACUGCGAUCUUAAUGUUCUAUUUUUGACGGGGAGCGACGGCUGCCUUAGUUCCAGGCUUUCUCUGCCAGUCCGGUCGCCGUCGCCCCGAAAACGUCUCCAUCUUAAGUUCCCUCCUAUAUUACUAACAACGGCUCCGCCGUCAAACCUCACUCGACUAAUACACAAUACCGCCAGCUACGCAGGCUAAUGCACUAUGAACAAAUUAUAUAUUCAGCUUAGUGCUGUAGCAAGUAAGAAAGUUUGUGUUCUGAUACCGGCAGAUUCAUAGAAGGACGGGAGAUUCGUUGCGCUGUCGUCAAAUCAGAAGAAUCAGAGGAUAUAAAAGCCUUGUCGUGUAUAGAAUACAACGUACGCCAGGAUGACAUCCGUAAAUCCGAGGAGAAGUUAGUCUAUAAUCAAGAAGGAUUACCUGUUGGUGAGUAGCCCAUUUUUAAUUGGUCAUAAAGAAAGCGGUACCGCUGCUCGAUUUAGGCUGAAAGGUACAAGCUCUCCAUUUGGGGGAUAAGUCAUGAACUUGGCAUAUAUUCGAAAUGGAGAGCUUGCUCACAAGCUUUGCUUGAUAAUGAACGCUAUCCUGCCGUGCGUUCGAAGAGGAGGAGGAAUUUGAUUGGGAAAGUGGGGAAUUUCCAAAGCGCACGAAUCACCGCACUUCGCGUUACUCCUUACAAGAACUUGAAAGGACUGAAAAUGCGCGCUAUUUCUAGAUGCCCCUCCAAAAAGAACUGUAUUCACUGAGAAAGUUAGAUGGGCUUUUAAUGCAACAUCAGACAGAAACAAAACUAAAACUUGAUUUGCUUUGCGAGUUUUAAGAAGCAAGAAGCACAUGAGAAACAAAAAAUUACUGCUACAUAACAUUUCAAACACCAAAAGUUGCCCCUGCUACGUUGUAGAAGCGUAGAACGGAAGGGGGCUGUCAACUUUAGACAUAAACAAACAGACAUCUCUACCCAAUUCCAUGGGAUGAGAGCAGCUAUACACUCAAGCAUGCGCAUGUGGCAGCCCAAUGAACCCCCAUCAUGGGGGUUGUUGUGUCGAAUUUGAGGGACUGCGCAGAAAGGCGGAAGUCCGCCACUCGCGGAUGUUCCGAAACUAACCAGAGCCGGUCGAUCUGUGGCGCUGGCCAAAAAUAUUGCAACUGUACGGGGAACGAGGAUGGAGAUUGAGAACAGUGUGGGAACCCAUAGUUUCAUUACUUACAACAGGGAAAAAGAAAUUUAAUGUCUCGAAAGCCGCGGAUAAAAAUAUAUGCCAUUAUUGUAGGGACAUGGUUAUAAACCACGACAACGUAUUCCUUAAGCACUUAAUCCAGGGCCCAGGCUUAAAAUACUGAUGAAACAAAUUUCCCACGCGUCACGGCCAAUACCAAGAUCUGGGUAUAGUGACGCGUCAUCACUAUGGAAAUUCUGAACCAUUGUCUCAGACGUCACUUCAGGGGGAAAUCACUGGUGGCGUCGUGAAACGUCGGCUGUUUUCUAAGGCUUCCUUACAUGGUAUGAUUUUUUUCUUCUUUCUUUCUAUACUAGGCAAACCAUCAGAGGUUAAGACUUGGUAUCUUGACCCUGAAAAGGAAGGAGAACUAAUAAGGCGUAUCCAGCAGCAAAGCUGUCGAGCUUUUCUUGAGCUAGACCUCCAAGACUAUGGCCUUUUCGACUUCCGAAUAGACCGCCAUGGAAAUCCAUUUCUUCUGGAAUGUAACCUGUUCUGGUCGUCUACUUCAUUGUGUCCCUUUAGUGCAGUCGCUAAGAGCUCUGGCGUUACUGUUGAAAGUUUGUUUGAUUUAAUGGUUCAGAACGCUUUGUUCCGGAAAGAGAAGAAAGGAAAAGAAGAUAAAGAGCUGAAGCGUUUCCCCACGGUUUGA
This is a messenger RNA of Porites lobata, 8476 nucleotides long. The record is from the annotation of a GenBank genome assembly. Lineage: Eukaryota; Metazoa; Cnidaria; Anthozoa; Scleractinia; Poritidae.